Macrobrachium nipponense is the source of this 6383-nucleotide messenger RNA. Its product is annotated as calcium-activated chloride channel regulator 1-like. NCBI's taxonomy places the organism in Eukaryota, Metazoa, Arthropoda, Malacostraca, Decapoda, Palaemonidae. Bases 678 to 4142 code for a protein of 1154 amino acids. The transcript is spliced from 8 exons. The record is from RefSeq and is a predicted model, not a curated record.
CCGGGAGUAGAAGUGGGAGGAGUAAAAUCUGUUAGGGCUGUUACUCAGUACUACUGAGUAGUAGACUCAGUCACUCGGGACGAGACGACAAACUUUGGCCCGUUCGAGUCGACUCGACUAGAUGACUCGGUUAGUCAGUUGACCGAGCGCCUUCAUCGCAUCGACUGGUGGUUUCGCUUCGCUCCCAGCUCGUAAGGGCUGACUGACUGAAGUGAAGGAAGAGGCGAACCCCGCUCCUGCGGACAACAGCAGUGUAGCUAUCGUCGGCGUGUUUCGCCUUUUGAUUUCGCGCAUUUCAUCCCGUCACGAAUGGUUGGAUUUUACUGACGCGAAGUGCACCGGGGAAUCUCACUGGUUUCGUUGGAUUUGUUUUACCUGAAGCACAAAAUGGUUUCACGGCCUGUUUCUGAAGCGAAGAUGAUGAUCGUUUGGAUAGAUAGACACGCGAGAAGAAGCUGAUUUUUGGUAUCGUCAGUCUCCAGAGACUACCAAAACAUUUAUGAAAUACUCAAACCGCAUCGCUUCCCAUAACUUUUUCGAAUAGGUUGACUGAAAGUGAAUUAGAAAAAAAGAAAAAGUGAAUGAUGAUCUAACGAAAAUAAUUUUGAACACAUUUCAAAGCCUUUGCCCAGAACUAGACCUCUGAGGGCCGUGUAAAUGAGAAACAAGAAAGUGCAAUGAUAUUUGAGAAGAAAUUCGAGAUGGUGCCAAAGGUUCUACGAAAUCUGACCCUGUGCUGUUGUUUGUGGGCGGUGUGCGCCGGUGCGUCUACGGUCGUCCUCCGGGACAAUGGCUACGAAGGCGUUGUGGUCGCUCUCGACGAUCAAAUUCCAUCCUCCGUGUGCCAGGACGUCGUCCAAGGACUCGAGGAGGUGGUAAGAUCAGCCUCCAGCGUGAUCUUCGCAGCCACUCGAGGGAGAGCCAGUUUUCGAAGUGUGAGCGUAUUAGUCCCUUCCAGUUGGAGCCCGACCUCCUGCCCAACCUUAUGGAACCUGCAAGAAGCCAUUAGCGAAACCUGGGAUCGGUCUGACCUGAGGGUCACCCUGGGUAAGCACCCACGCCACGGAUCAAGACCCUGGACCUUGCAUACCAAAGGCUGCGGCAAGACUGGAGAUUACAUCUCAAUGGGCCAUGAAUCGAUGCUUGUGAACGACACUCUUAACAAUGGACGACUCCUAGCGCAAGAAUGGCUUAAGUACCGAUACGGCGUCUUUGAAGAGGCGGGCUGGGUCGUCAAUCCGGUUCAUCCGUCCCAUUACAGAUCCUCCGACGGGCACUGGGUGCCCAACGCCUGUGCCAACGUGCCCCUCCGACCCAAUCCCUCUUGCCAUCCCGACAACUCUUCGUGCCCAUUCAAGAUCGAAGUGGAAGACAGCGAUGAACUUACGAAAUCCUUCAUGGCUUUUCCGGAACUGCCUUCAGUAACAGAAUUGUGCGACGAAGGUUCCCACAACAGAGAAGCCCCAACGCGUCACAAUUUCUUGUGCAACGGCAAAUCCGUCUGGGAAGUAAUGAGAGCGUCUCCCGAUUUCCAAAAUAACAGGAACGUCGAAGGAGGAGUCCGUGAGAAUGAGGUCUCCUUUCAGUUUGUGCGUUCACAUACGCCAAGAAUCGUUUUACUUGUAGAUGACAGCAGUGUUAUGAAUACACAGAAUCGCUGGGACUUCAUGCGCAAGGCUGUGAGAAAAUUCAUUACCUAUGACAUUCCCGAUGGCUACAGCAUUGGACUGGUCGUGUUCAACUCGAUUCCUUCCACUAGAUACCCACUGACCGUCCUCACCGACGGUUCCACUCGUGAAAAGGUUGGUUCUGCUCUUCCGAGAAAUCCCUCGAUAGAAUACGAGCAUAAUCGAUGCGUCACGUGCGGCGUAAGAGAGGCCAUGAAGCUGAUCUACGAACACGGAAUCGGAGGACACAUUGUGAUGGUGGCCGCCGGAGGAAGCUCUCUGAGUGAAGACGAAAUCUCCGAGACAUCUCAGCUACUCAAGGAUGCCCACGUGUCACUGCAUGCCAUCCUGUACCCUCUGGCGGAGAAGUAUCCCUCUCCCAACGGAGGAAUAGAAUCGCUCGCUGCUCGCUCAGGAGGCGACACCUUCAUUGUGCGUGAUGAGGGCGUAGGUGAAGAUUCGAAACUCAGUAUGUACUACAACCUCUUGGACUCCUUUUAUAACACUUUGCUCGUUGUUUGUGGCCAGUCAGUUCUUCCAGUCAAAAUACAUUCGGCUGAACAUGCAGGAGGAAAAGUGAAAGUCUCGCAAGGAAGCUUCAUAAUGGACCCAACUCUAGGAACCGACACUGCCUUUUCAGUCUUCUAUUAUGACGUGACUCAUGUGGGCAACCAGGUCCACCUGAUCAAUCCAAAGGGACAGGUUAUUGACACAGCUAAUAUGCAAAAGGAGGAUAACAAUAUCAACAUGAUCACUGUUCAUUUGGUAGAAGUGCAAGUUACACCAGGCCUUUGGCACUACAAGGUUGAGAAUCGCGCUGAUUCUCAUCAAGCGCUUUAUGUCCAAGUUACCUCGCGCCCAAGACCAACGUCCAGAGUACCCAGCGUGAGCGUUAGAGCCUGGACCAGCAAUGGCGUAGUGAAUGCAAGUGACAUUACUCAACCAUUAGCCAUCUAUGCUGAAGUAAGAGCUGGUCUGAUGGGAAUUGAGGGGGCUAAAGUCAUUGCUAGCCUUCAGAACCUUGACUACACUAGCAAUGGAACCUUAUACCCACCUCUGAGGGUUUUGUUAGUCGACAAUGGAUUUGCUGGACCAGACAUGGCAAAAGGUGAUGGUGUGUACUCCCGUUACAUACCAGGCUUGGUAUCAGCUAAAUACACAAUCAAUGUGCUCGUUGAAGGAGAAAUAGGUGGUCAUAGAUUCACUCGUCAGUCCAGACUAGGGAUAGUUGAUGUUACGGAAAUGCCUCCCAUCAAAGAUAACCUUUCACCAUCUCGAGUCGUAGACUUUCGAGCAGUUGUACUUCCCGACACAGUGAAUCAAAUCAGCUUUUCUUGGACAGCUCCUGGAGAUGACUUUGACUUUGGUACUGCUGACCGUUACGUAGUUCUUUCGUCAGACAAGCAACAAGAAUUGAUUGACGGUGGCGGCACAAUGAUAGAAGGAUGGCCAUCGCCACUAGAAUCAUCUACUGUACAACAACAUUCCAUUGAAUGGGAACAUUAUGAAACAGUGUAUUACUUUGCAAUAGUGGCAGUGGAUGAAAGUGGAAAUACAGCUGCGCUUAGCAAUAUUGUUAACAUCUAUAUUCCUACUCCACCUACUACUACUGCUCCGCCAAUGUCUUUAAGGCCAACCGCCUUCUCAGACAACACGUCAGUAGGCAAAGACAGUAACACAGCUCCAAUGCUUGCCCACUUUACCAUGCACAAGCUCGCUCUUAUAUUUGGAUGUAUAGGUGGUCUUAUUAUUGUAAUCAUGGCAGUUGUGUGUUAUUGCGUGAUUCACCAUCGGCAGCACCAAAAGACAUCAUCUGGUAAAAAUCACGAUGUUCAAGAUACUUACAACAUUAAUGUUACUGUGGCAUCUAAGGGUGUUGAGUUCCCCGAAGGAAAAGAUACCAUGAAAGAAAACAUGAAAAGGGAAUACGUAAGUCCCGUUGAGUCAUGGUCGGCUUCAGAGCUCCUCAGUAGCCAUCAUGAUGAAAAUAUGUCAAGUCGAUCUGAUGACAACUCAGAUCACAGCACAUCAACCAAAAAGAGUUACGGAGGAUCUUCGGACCCCAACGAUUACCUCAUUGAAGGCAGUCAGUACCCCUUCCAGCACACCAGCUAUCCUCUGCAUUACCGCGUUUCCAGUGAUGGCUACCCAACACCCACUAAAGGAUAUCCAGGUGACAGCUACCCUCCUCCCUCAGAGGCACAAUCAUACAUUAGCUCACAACCUUCAGAUUCGUUCCUGUCUGUGUCAUGUGAUAUCCUCCCUUCCUCCCAUGGGCCUCCAUCAUACAUGCCUUACCCAUGCUACGAUGCGUCCCUUAGAUCUAACAAAGUCCCACCUCCCAUUCCGCCUAAGCCUAAAGUACUGUAUACCCCUGAGCCGUACAGCUACGAUCGUCACUCCUUGGAUCGGCACUCUGGUGUGCCUUCCUCAGCAAGUUCGGAGAAGCGAGUGCGCAAUGUCACGAUGGUAUAAAAAUGAUGCAGACUACUUUUAGCAGUUGUCAAGUGUUCUUUGGCAUUAUUGAAACGGAUAAGACAAUUGUGAUAUUAGUGAAGUAAGAGAGACGCAAACUUUUUAUCAUAUUCAGUCUUAAAGGCACUGACAAUGCAUUUUCGGAACUGAAUUGUUUAUCAGUUUUAGUGAAAAACGAAGCUCUAAAUUAUUGCUGGAAAAAUACUGACAUUAAGAUUUCUAAAAAAAAAAAAAAAAUCUACGAAUCACUGCCAGUGAGAAAUUUAAAUGGAAUAGUUAGAAAAUGCUCCAUAUUCCUAUCUCGGAAUGGUUCUUGCGUGAAAUCAUUUUAAAUCAUGGCAGUGUUAAGAGGAUGUGGAUUCUUUGCAAAGGGAGUAAACGACGGCAUCUGAGGUGGUACAUAGAAGCAAAUAAGCUGCAAGUUUUACCCAAAGACGUUCGUCACAUGUGGUUUUUUGCCAUGUAGUUACUGAGUUUGCAUAUGUGUUUACUGGGCUUUUAAAUCUGUGGCAGAUCCAAAGAGGUUAACCCAUUGAAAUCAAUACCAAUAACGCUAAUAAUUGUACUACUACUUUUUGUGUAUAAAUUUACACUUUUACAAUAGUUUAUUUGGUUACAAGGUCCACGGUUGUAUAUGUAUACAGUAUGUGUAUACUGUACAAUUGAGGGUCUUUUAACCUUAAAAAGCACAACUAGUGCUCUGUUUGCGAGGAGUUUAUUGAUUUUUCAAGUAAUUUUAAUCAUUUCUAAGCCAAGGGAAAGUAUAGCACCUUUAGAAAUCAAUUAGUAAGGCAGGAAUAAUUGGCCGAUUUACUUCAUCUCAUCUUUUUGUAUGUUUUACUUCGUAAAUGGUCUGAGCAAGUAAACUCUUUUUGAACAGUAUUUUAUGUUUAAGGAACAUAAAUACAAAACAUGUUUGUUACUUAUAUGAACUUGUUCUUGUAUUAUCACAAAGCUAGCAAUUGUGUUAGAGUUCAUUUGAUGCUGUUCUUGGAGCAAAGAAAAAAGUAACAUCAAUGUGGUCAAUUGACGUGAGAAGUUCUGUGUAAUCUUAUGAUGAGGUCUAUGAUAAUCAGAUUUCUCAGUGAAAUAUGCAAGCCGUGCUCAAAUGGAAAUCCUUUUCCGAAUGCAUGCAAAGGAGAUCCAACCUAAGUUCAUCUUCAAAUGAAAGUCUCCUUGCAGAUUAUACAAUUCGAGGAGUGUGCUUAAUCAUAGACACAGAGGAUGUCUUUGCAAUUCUAGCUAGGGUACCUACCAUGGGUUUUUCUUUGUUCCUCUUCCUACUCAACAUUCUUCACGAUUCGGCAUGCCUGCUCGGCCGUGCUUUAGACUUGUUUUUGUUAUGUACGUUACCCUGGGUUUAACUGCUGUGACUAUUUAAAGAUGAGAGGAUCUUCUCUGUGAUUUUUGCCGUAUUGUUUAUGCAUGCUCAUUAGAAGGAAAAAUAUGUCAGAAGCAAAAUUUGUAAUUCACUGAUUGGUUCUCUCUCUCUCUCUCUCUCUCUCUCUCUCUCUCUCUCUCUCUCUCUCUCUCUCUCUCUCUCUCUCUCUCUUAGCUUCACAGGUCUCUUAAGGAUCUACCACUGAUUCAGCAGUGUGAUGUGUGAAAUCUUGAUACAUCCCGUGACGUGGCAAAGACAGACAAUGAAGAAAAUGUGGUGUCGUUGUCAUGUUAUGAAAACUGGUAGAGUUAGAAUUCAUUUAAAAAUAACGAGCAGUUUAAUUUCAUUUACAGUUUUACACUUGCAUACAUGCCAGACCGAUAGAUAAGGAGUCGAUUAAGAGGCUAAGAAUAAAGGAAAACGCGGCAGUGCCUUAGUGCAGGCACAGCCGAAUCUGACGUAAGUGGACACAAAGUUUCACUCUCUGCGCAUCCAGUGCUUUCUGUUCAGGCACUCCUUUCACGAGUUCGGUUUCAGGUUCGGGAUGGCUUUGUAUCCCAAGAUCCACAUAGUUCUGAACUGCGCUAGUCAUCCAUUCUUGUACUGUACGAUAUUCAGUGUAUGGACUAGAAGCAAUUCAGUUUUCCCUAACUUUUUUUUUUUUUUUUUUUUUUUUGCUCUUUUUCUAGUCAUGAAUAAGUAUCACUGAAAUACACAGUAUUGGUUCUGUUAAGAGACAUAAACUUGUACAGUGUCACUCCAUUGUAAUAUAAGAUAUUCUUCAAUGUUAUGUAUUUACUUUGCAAUACAACAUAUUGUUCGAUUUUGUAUAUUGUUUUGUAAAUAAAAUGUUCAUAAUA